AUGCAACCUACUAGACGCGAAAGCCUCUUCCUCUCAUCGUCUCUUAGCCGCGGCACUUCUCUUACCAGAAACGGGUCUCAUGAGAGCCUCUCUGCUCAUCCCCUGCUCUCCCCGACACCUUCGAUCAUCCAGCCGGCCUCCUCGUCGUCCUCUGUUGAUUCUCAUAAUUCUGCAUCUCCUUCAAAUUCGAACGAAACUCCUCCGCGAUAUGUCCCAUAUACUCCGCGACAGCGUGUCGCACCUACGUCCGUCACGACCGGGACUACGAUGCAUCCGAAUAUAAACUCUGCUCCACAGCAACAUUCCUUCCAGGGUGACGCCACCAGUAAGCUCCAGCUUAUGAACCUGAAGGCUGCCGCACAGCGUAUUGGGUUGGAUAUUAACAGCGCAGGAUGGGCCAUUCUUGAGCGGCUCAGUGAAGAGACGGAUCAUGGUCCGGAGUGGAAUGAAAUUUGGAAUGCGCUAUCUGUAGGGAAGGCGACGCUCUUAUUACCUCUCGAACCACACUCUCAUCACGACCCGAUCACUCCAGAAUUUCUGAAAGACCACAUCGCCCUAUGCGACGAUACUGUGCGAACUAGUUCGCCUAUAGUGACGCUGUCCGGUCUGCGCGGCUCACUGGCAAAUGACACUCUGACCCUCCGCUCCGCCCUCCAGCCCGCAUCAAAACCUUUCCAAGCUCUACUCUCGCCUUCAACUCGCACUUCCGCCCUGUCGGCACUGCCACCUUUACCCCUGCCACUCGAGCCGCCUUCACCAACACCCUCUUCUCCUGCGUCUGUCACUGGAGCAUCAUACCCUACGUAUACAAUUUCUUUGCAUCCGGCUCCACUACCACUUCCUCCACGGCCGCAAGCAAUCGCCAAACCUCCGCUUCCCCCUCGCCCCGGUACGCGUGUUGUUUCCGCGCCUCACGGUCCACCACAGCCGGCUGUGCAAACCCAUGGAUCCCGGCUAUCAAAUCCAUUUGCGUCCUUCUUCGCGCGUGCAACACCCCCAGCGAGCCCCACAAUGUCAACUUCAUCUCUCCAACCCGAAUCUACACCACUUGGCCCGUUACCCUCGGUCUCGUCAGGACCCACCUUACACCAGGGCGCAGUAUCCCCGGCACAGGCCUCAGGCAGCGGCUCGGCCUCAGACGGCGCGUCUGAACACGCGCUCGGCGUACCUGUGUACACCAUCUCGGCGCGCAUCGACCGCACGCAGGUCGCGCCCGCACUCGCACGUGCGUUGACGAAGGAGUUGCAUGCUGCGCUAGCGGAUGCUGGUGUACCCGAGUAUGCGGCCGAGCGAGUGGAGAAUUUUGUCGGCCCGCUGUUUCCACUCGUGCGCGCUGGACCAGAGGCGGAGAAGGAUGCAGUUACGAAGAGUGCUCCGCGGAUAGCGAACGGAGCAGCAAAGGGUGCGGGAGCUGGUGGGAGGAGGAACCGCGAAGGGUUGUGGGUUGUGGUUCCCGCAGCGCCGGGGGCAGACGAGACUGCGGCGCGGUUCCAGGAGUUUUAUGUGGAAUUGGAGGACCUAGUGCGAGAACGCCUCAAGGAGCACGGCCAUGGUCACGAGCACUUGCAUGGUGUAUUGAGGAAAGGACAUUUCCAUGACGUACAUACUGAAGAGAGUAGUGGGACUGGAAGUGGCAGCGGGAGCGGAAGUGCGGAGGAGACGGACCGGGAGAAGGAAAGGGAAUGGGAUACGGAGAACGAGAGGGACGAAGGAGAUGAAGAGAAGCGAGACGCACAAGUACGCGAUAUCAUGGAUGGCGUGGAACGCGUCAUUUGUUCGAUGUUCUACGACAGGCUAUUUCUUCCAGUAACCGCCGACGAUGCAUCCCAUGACGAGGCCCUUUCAAGUCGGAUCGCCGCUGUGAACUUGCUGGACCUUGGGCUGGCACAUUUGGGCGUUGAUGUGGGUAAAGCGGGCGCCGAGGUCGAGGCUGUAGUAAGGGCGUGUGGGCAGACUCUCGUGCAGCUUGAUCAGGCGUGUCGUGCCCCUGCAGACAAGGCCGCCAUUCUUGUCGCAGCGCAUAAGAUUAUUGUUGACGGCCUCUCCAGGUUGCCUCCCAUCAGACUCAAAUCCGAGGACGAAAUUCUCGAUGACAAUACCCCACGCGCGUCGUCGUUCGGAAAGCAAAGUGCUGAUGAAGACGAGGACGAUGAGGAUGAAAUGAAGAAAGUGCAAUCGGGUUCUGCUGCUACGAUAGUUGAACUGAAGGAACCGGCUCUGCUUUCACCAACAAUCAUCUUACCUCCGGACGAAGUGCCCUCUGAUACCCAUGCCUUGUCGCUUCAUACAGACGAUAUUAGCCCCGCCUUACCCAAUCGUAAUAACUUGCUGCCAACUGAUGCAUCAAGCGCUCCUGACCGAAGUAGAUCUUCAGAACUGACAUUGUCUCGGCCCAGCUCGCCGACGCCCGUUUCAGGCGACAUCAUCUUACCCCUCAUGAUCUUUGCUGUGGUCAAAGCGAAUCCGCCCCGGCUUGUGUCAAAUCUUCUCUAUAUUCAACGUUUUCGCCGCGAGGGCGCUGGAGGAGGCGAGGAAGGCUACUGUCUGAUCAACCUGAUGGCCGUCGCAGAGUUCUUGGAGAACGUUGAUCUAGCAGCCCUCGGACUGGGAGAGAGCGAGAAGAAUGUCAUCAGUGCCGCCGCUCUCAGCCCCAUCCCCGUUACACGCUCUGGCCUCAUCUCAGGGUCCCAACCUUCAUCUCCGCUGGCCGUCAAUCCGAGCUUGCGCGGCCGAGUUGAGCAGCAGGUCGACGCUAUCGCCGGCUCUGCUAAUAAGGUCAUAUCUGGCGUUGUAGACACAUCCUUCGGUGUGCUACGCAUGCUUCUUCCUGGCCAGAGCCAGGCACAGAAAACUCCCGCGGAGCCACAACUCGAUACUGACGCCCCUCCUGCCGAAGAGUCUGUGCCUGCACGGCCUGGAUUUACACUUCUCCGCCGUGACACCGGCUUCUCUAUCGCAAGUCUCGCUGCGUCUCUGCCUGGUGCGGCAAGUCGUGUCCGUUCCACAGGUCAGAACGAAGAGGCAGGACAGCAGAUGGUGGAAGUGCCUUCCCGUCCAGGCUCAAGCCGCUCAAUACGUGGCCAAGACGAGCGUUCGACGUCAGAGGAGAGUUCGAGCGAAGACGAAGAGGAAUCUGAGGACGAGGAGGGCGAGCACGAUACACGGAGCAUUCGUAGCUUCGAGAGCAUGAUGAGCGGGCGGCAUAGACAGCGGAAACGUGCUCCUGGGGGGCGGAAGAGCAUCACGGAUAGGCUGGCGAGCGUACCGGGCUUGUCGCGGUUGUCACAGUCCGCGCCACAUGAGGUGACGAAGGGUUCGCCACCGGGCUCGCGCAAAUCUUCCGUACUUUUCCCCAAGAGUGCGGCGUCCAAUCGUUUGGAAUCGCCAGAGUCCUCUCGCGCACCGUCCCCAAUAGCAAUUCGCAUAUCGCCACCAAAUUCCCGCUUCCUCUCCUGCACCGAGGAUGAUAUCAAGGUGUCCGAGGUGGGCGAGCUAUUACGGGAGUACAGGCGGUUAGCGGAGGCGGUCCGCAUGAUGGGUGGGUUCCACGACGAUUGA
Sparassis crispa is the source of this 3558-nucleotide messenger RNA. RefSeq lists its product as hypothetical. The transcript is spliced from 8 exons. Bases 1 to 3558 code for a protein of 1185 amino acids. Gene Ontology annotation, cellular component: cytosol; endocytic vesicle. Gene Ontology annotation, biological process: vesicle-mediated transport. Lineage: Eukaryota; Fungi; Basidiomycota; Agaricomycetes; Polyporales; Sparassidaceae. The record is from RefSeq and is a predicted model, not a curated record. Gene Ontology annotation, molecular function: small GTPase binding; guanyl-nucleotide exchange factor activity.